CUUCCGGCCAGGCCCGGGUCGGGCAUCCAUAACCACCGGGGGGCCGCGAUCCGGAAAAGCCGGAAGCGGCCGGCCCGGAGAAGGGUUGACGGACGCUGUGUAGGCCCAGGGAGGGCCCGAGCUUUGCAGCCUGCUCUCCGCUCAGUCCUGCCGCGGCGCUGGCCGGGACUACGCUUCCCAGGACGCUUUGCGGUGGCUGCACACGCCCACUUCCGGCAGCGGCCCGCGGCCCGGGUUGGUGCGGCCCGGCGGUGUCGGGGUCUCGGCGGCCGGGGUGGGCGCGGGGCGGGGCGGGGCCGGCUGGACGCCGGGCGUGUCCGGGGCGGGAGGGGGAGCGAGCGCGCGCGCCGCGCAGACAUGCAGGGGGAGGCGGGCACGGGUAGGAGCGCGGGGUCCCGCGGGCAGGACUCCCCGCCGCGGCGAGGCGCCCCCAGCACAAAGCCCGGGGCGGGCCGGGGCCGGACUGCGGGGACCCCGACUGCCUUCGUCCGUCCAGCCCGGGGAAGGCCGCGCGGGAGGAAUGGGCUCCCGUCCAAGAGCCAGCGAGGAGCGGUGACGACGGGGCCUGAGAACCGAGCUCUGCCUUCCAGAGGCCCUGCGCUUCUCCAGGACAGGAGGCAGAAGCAGGAGGCCGCGGGGACAGGACCUGAGCUGAAAGCCUUGUCUCGGAGCUUGGUGACGUUCGGGGAUGUGGCCGUAGAUUUCUCCCAAGAGGAGUGGGCGUGGCUGAACUCGGCUCAGAGGAACCUGUACAGGAGUGUGAUGUUGGAGAACUACAGGAACCUGGCCUCUCUGGGACUCUGCGUUUCCAAGCCCGAUAUGAUCUCCUCGUUGGAACAGAGGAAAGAGCCCUGGAUGGUGAAGAGAAGGCUGACAAGAGGCCGGGGCCCAGAUUUGGAGGCAGGGCCAGAGACCAAGGAGUUACCUGCGAAGAAGGACAGCUGUAAAGAAAAGUUGUCCCAGGUGGUGAUCAUGGAGAGACUCACAAACCACAGUCUGGAAUGCUCCAUAUUAGGGGAAGACUUGGAUUAUGGUGCUCUUCUUGAGAGGCCACCGGGCUUGGUGACCAUCACGAACAUGGCCAUAGACUUCUCCCAGCACCUGGACCCAGCUCAGAAGAGUUUCUGUAAGAAUGUGAUGUGGGAGAAUCGUAGUGACCUGGGGUCUGUAGGGCCCUGUGUGUCUAAGGCCAACUUGGUCUCUCUGCUGCAGCAAGAGAAGGAGCCCUGGAUGGUGGACAGAGAGCUGCCAAAGGGCCUGGGGUCAGGUCAACAGUCUAUACAUGAGACCCAGGAAUUAUUUCUAAAGCAGGAUUCAUUUGCUGAAGUAACAGACAGAACUUCAAACACUAAUUUGGAGCGUUCCACUUUCAGAGAAAAUUGGGAUUCUGAGGGUGUGUUUGAAAGGAAGCUGGUAGGUCAGGAGACACAAUUCAGGCAAGAGACAAUCACUCAUAACAAGAUCCUCUCGAAGGAAAGAGAACGUACUUUUAACAAAUCUGGAAGAUGGUUUCAUUUGGACAUUUCAGAAGAGAGAGUUCAUAAUCAUGAUUCAGUUAAAAAUUUUCCCAAAAAUUCAGUGGUAAUAAGACAUACAGGAAUUUAUGCAGGAAAAAAACUUUUCAAAUGUAAUGAAUGUAAGAAAACUUUUACCCAGAGCUCAUCCCUUACUGUUCAUCAGAGAAUUCAUACUGGAGAGAAACCCUAUAAAUGUAACGAAUGUGGAAAGGCCUUCAGUGACGGCUCAUCCUUUGCUAGACAUCAGAGAUGUCACACUGGCAAGAAGCCUUAUGAAUGUAUUGAAUGUGGGAAAGCUUUCAUACAGAACACAUCCCUUAUUCGUCAUUGGAGAUAUUACCACACUGGGGAGAAACCCUUUGAUUGCAUCGAUUGUGGGAAAGCCUUCAGUGAUCACAUAGGACUUAAUCAACAUAGGAGAAUUCAUACUGGAGAGAAACCCUACAAAUGUGAUGUAUGUGACAAAUCCUUUAGGUAUGGCUCAUCCCUUACUGUGCAUCAAAGGAUUCAUACUGGAGAAAAACCAUAUGAAUGUGAUGUUUGCAGAAAAGCCUUCAGCCAUCAUGCAUCACUCACUCAACAUCAAAGAGUGCAUUCUGGAGAAAAGCCUUUUAAAUGUAAAGAGUGUGGGAAAGCUUUUAGGCAGAAUAUACACCUUGCUAGUCAUUUGAGGAUCCAUACUGGGGAGAAGCCCUUCGAAUGUGGGGAAUGUGGUAAAUCCUUCAGCAUCAGUUCACAGCUGGCUACUCACCAGAGAAUUCAUACUGGAGAGAAGCCCUAUGAAUGUAAGGUUUGUAGUAAAGCAUUCACCCAGAAGGCUCACCUUGCACAGCAUCAGAAAACUCAUACGGGAGAGAAACCAUAUGAAUGUAAGGAAUGUGGUAAAGCCUUCAGCCAAACCACACACCUCAUUCAACACCAGAGAGUUCAUACUGGAGAGAAACCCUACAAAUGUGUUGAAUGUGGGAAGGCCUUUGGUGAUAACUCAUCCUGUACUCAACAUCAGAGGCUUCACACUGGCCAAAGACCUUAUGAAUGUAUUGAAUGUGGGAAGGCAUUCAAGACAAAGUCAUCCCUUAUUUGUCAUCGCAGAAGUCAUACAGGAGAAAAACCUUACGAAUGUAGUGCAUGUGGCAAAGCCUUUAGCCAUCGUCAGUCCCUUAGUGUACAUCAGAGAAUUCACUCUGGAAAGAAACCAUAUGAAUGCAAAGAAUGUAGGAAAACCUUCAUCCAAAUCGGACACCUUAAUCAACAUAAAAGAGUCCACACUGGAGAGAGAUCCUACAACUACAAGAAAAGCAGGAAAGUCUUCAGGCAGAGCGCACACCUUGCUCACCCAAGAACUCAUAAUGGAGAGACAACAGCACGUCCAUCUUUCCCUUCCACAUCGAGUCCUGUGGAUCUUCUCCCCAGGUUCCUCUGGGGUCCACCAUCACUGUCGUCCCCCUAGUCUCAGUGUUAUUUCAGCUGGACUAUUCCAGUAGUUCAAACACGGGCCCCUCUGUCUGUUCAGUGUGGUUUUGUUGUUUCCUUUAUGAGUUUGUUCUCCACGUUGCAGUCAGCCUGAUUUUUUUAAAAGUGUAAAUAUAGAUCACUCCUCAUAUAAAAACUUGCAUUGGGAUCUUUUAAACUGGUUAAUCCAUAAGAUGUGCUUAGCACGGUGCCUGGUUCAUCCCAGGUGUUGAAAAAACAUUGUUUGGGAACAUUGAAGAGUCAUCAGGGUCAGCUCUGAAUAAAACAGUGCAUAGAAGGAGGCCAGGAGACACCCGUCGAGGUAGCUUACAGGUAGUCAGUGAGGUUUGGCCAGCAGUGGUUUAAAACUCGGUUCCAUAAUGUUGAGUUAGAACUGUGGCUUUCCAUCUCAUCUGCAUAAAUGUGAGGUGAUGCGACUUUAUUGGUGAGGAAAUUCAGCUUUACUAUCCGAGAACAGUCUUAGUGUAGAGAACAUGGAUGAGUGGUCCGCUUGGAACAAAAGAGCUGAAACAAUAAAAAAAAAAUGCAAGAUUUAUAUGCACAAAGUUAAAACUGUUGACAUGGUACUCAAGACGUAGAAAAUUUGGAAAGAUCUGAUCUAUUUAAAAUCACCUGAGCUCACAAAUGAAUUCAGACUUUUUUUUUUUUAAUGUUUACUUAUUCUUGAGAGAGAGAGACCGAAUAUGAGUGGGGGAGGGGUAGAGAGAGAGAGGGAGACACAGAAUCCGAAGCAGGCUCCAGGCUCUGAGCUGUCAGCACAGAGACAGACGCGGGGCUCGAAUCCACGAACCGCGAGAUCAUGACCUGAGCCGAAGUCGGACACUUCACCGACUAAGCUCCCAGGCGCCCCUAUGAACUCAUUAAACUUUUAAGGAACUGUCAACUGAUAAGCUAAACUGAUCUAAAGCAGGUCUCAGCAAACUGUGACUCACGGUCAAAGUCUCACUGACUGGUUUUGUAUGGCCCAUGGUCUAAAAUUUUAAAUGGUUGAACAAGUGAAUAGAAGAUUUUGUGACGUGAAAAUUUACAUUAAAUUUAAAUGUCAGUGUCUGUAAAUAAAGUUUUAUUGGCAUACAGUCACACUCACUUGUUCACGUAUUUCCUGUGGGUGCUUUCACUCAACAAUGGCAGAGUUGAGUCAGUAUUGAGGCAAAGCUCAAAUAUUUACUCUCUUUCCUUUUACAGAAAAAGUCUGCCAAACCCCGCUGUAGCACAGAGAAUAUACAAAAAGUUCUAAUCAUUUCUGCGAGCAUAAUGCAACUCUCACUUCAAAAACCAGACAAACUACAAGGCAACUUAUGAAUAGACGUAAAAAGGAAUUAUUGAAAUAUGAGAAUAUGUCAGUAGAGGAGAAAUCUGUUUUUCUAGAUGAAAUAUUCAGUACUGUUAAAGUGUUUGUAAAUUGUCAUUCACAACAGAGUCCCCGUAGGGUAUGUUUACUUUGACAGUUCUAGUUGAAACAGCACAAGGAAAGCUAAUGUGGCAAGCAUAAGCAGGACAUUUU
Neofelis nebulosa (Clouded leopard) is the source of this 4494-nucleotide messenger RNA. RefSeq names its product ZFP28 zinc finger protein (gene ZFP28). Gene Ontology annotation, biological process: regulation of DNA-templated transcription. The coding region runs from base 358 to 2967 and encodes 869 amino acids. The transcript has 8 exons. The record is from RefSeq and is a predicted model, not a curated record. Lineage: Eukaryota; Metazoa; Chordata; Mammalia; Carnivora; Felidae.